AUGGGCUCCACCGCCGGUACCGGCUCCGGUCAGGACGGGGCGGGUAGGGGCGCCGAGCAGGGGCCCGUCCAGCCGCCGGCCCCGGAUGUGCUGGCCAGACAGCGGCGCACCGCUCCCAGCGGCGAGCAGGCCACACCGCGCGCCGGCUGGCAGGAGCGGCUGGCGCCUCUGGCGCAGGAGGAGCGCAUGACGCCGCUGCAGACGCCAGACAAGUGCGGCCAGAGCCCGUCCGGCUCACUUCCCGCCGGGCGGUGGCCGAAGAAGUUCGAGGGCGACUUCGACGAGCUGCUGAACCUGGUUGGUGACUUCGGACGCUUUCAGUGGCGACUGUUCCUGCUGUUGCAGCUCCCGUUCUUCUUCCUCGCCUUUAACUACUUCGGUCAGAUCUGGCUGACCCUGGAGCCGGACCACUGGUGCCGCGUGCCGGCGCUGGAGGCGCGCGGCUGGACGCAGCAGCAGAUCCGCAACCUCAGCUCACCGCUGGAGACGCGCAGCACCGGCGUCAAGCACUCCCAGUGCCGGAUGUACGACGUCGACUUCGGCACGGUCGACCCGGACUCGUGGGCGCCGGCCAACGACACGCCGACGGUGGCGUGUCGGCACGGCUGGGCCUACGACUUCUCGCUCAUCUACCCGACCAUCGUCUCCGACAACGACUGGGUGUGCGACCAGGCCUGGAAGCCCACGCUGGCCUACAGCGCCUUCUUCGCCGGCUCGAUGGUGGGCACGGUGGGCUUCAGCCACCUCUCGGACCGCGUCGGCCGGCUGCCCGUGCUCGUGCUCUCCAACAUCGUCUGCGGCGUGGCCGGGUUCGCCUGCGCGUUCGUCUCGUCGCUGCCGGUGUUCGCCUCGCUGCGCUUCGUCGCCGGCCUGGCCAACAACCAGAUGACGACGCAGGCGAUCGUGCUGAUGUCGGAGUUUGUCGGUCCGCGGCACCGCGCCAUGGUGGUGAACGUGCCGCUGGCCACCUCCCUCUGCGGCGGCAUGGUGAUCAUGCCGUGGAUCGCGCGCCUGCUCUACCACUGGACCUAUGUGGCGAUGGCGUUCUCGGCGCCGAUGCUGCUGACGCUGCUCUACUACCUGCUCGGCGUGCCCGAGUCGUGCCGCUGGCUGCAGCACGUCGGACGCGUCGACGCCGCCGUGCGCGAGAUGCGCGCCAUCGCCAAGGAGAACGGCCGAGACGUGCCCGACGAGGUGUUCGAGAGCUUCACGGUGGCCGCCAAGCGGCACCACGACCUGGAGGAGUCGCAGCCGCGGCCGUCGCUGCUGGACGCGCUGCGGCUGCCGCGGCUGCGCCUGCGCCUGCUCACCAUCACCGUGGCCACCAUGGCCACGCUGCUGGCGUUCGACCUGAUCGCGCGCAGCACCGAGCUCGACCUGGACGUCUACACGUCGCAGUCGCUGCUGGGGCUGACCGAGGCGCCGGCCGACCUCUUCACCUGGCUGCUGCUGGAGACGCUCGGCCGCCGCUGGAGCAUGUGCGGCUCCAUGGUGACCGCCUCCGGCCUGGCGCUGGGCUUGUCGUCGCUGCUGCGCGAGGGCGGCCGGCCGAUCGCCUCCACCACGGUGGCGUUCUUGUGCCGCUGCAGCGUCACCGUCGGCUUCAACGUGCUCUGGUCGCAGCACAUGGAGCUGGUGCCGACCGUGAUCCGCGGCCGCGCCUGCGGCGUCGCCAACGUGGCCGGCCACGCGUGCGUGAUGCUCAGUCCGGUGGUGCUGUCGCUGGCGCGCGUCGAUCGCGGCCUGCCGGCGCUCGUGCUGGCCGCCGUGGCGCUGCUGGGCGGCCUGGUGACCAGCACGCUGCCCGAGACGUCGCACCGGCCGCUGCCCGACACGCUGGAGCAGGGCGACGCGUUCGGCCACGAUCAGCGCUUCUUCCAGUGCUUCUGGUACAACCCGUGCGACGGCGGUGCUGAGGGGAAGGCCGCCGAUCGGGAGAUGUACGGCUGUGACAACGCGGCGGCGGCUGUGGAGGAGUGA
Molecule: messenger RNA, 1980 nt
Organism: Amphibalanus amphitrite
Lineage: Eukaryota; Metazoa; Arthropoda; Thecostraca; Balanomorpha; Balanidae
Product: solute carrier family 22 member 3-like
Exons: 1
Coding region: 1-1980 (659 amino acids)
Biological process (GO): transmembrane transport
Molecular function (GO): transmembrane transporter activity
Source: RefSeq, a predicted model, not a curated record